UAAGUUUCAACUUUUUCUCCACAUUUCCUCUGCUUCUUUUUUCUCUCUCACUCUCCCUCCCUCUUUUUUAAAGCUAAAGCCAUCACUGCUUCGCUCGCCGUCUUCCACCAAACCAAACCGUUCCCGAGAAACAUGAAUCUGGAAAAGCCCGAAAACGGUGUUUCAAUGGAUUCCACAGCACCUGCCUAUAUUGUUCCAAUGGAUUCCACAGCACCCAGCCCUGAGCGCCGCCCAUUUUCAAUUAAAUUGUGGCCCCCUAGUGAAAACACGAGGAAAAUCUUGGUGGAUCGGAUGACGAACAAUCUUUCUACCCCCACCAUUUUCACUCGCAAGUAUGGUAGUCUGAGCAAGGAUGAGGCUGUUGAGAAAGCUAAACAAAUUGAAGACGCUGCCUUUUCUGUUGCGAAUAAUCACUAUGAUAAGGAGCCCGAUGGUGAUGGGAGUUCGGCAGUGCAGCUCUAUGCCAAAGAAUGCAGUAAGCUAAUCAUAGAAGCUCUGAAAAAGGUGCCCAAGACCGAGGAGAAAGAGACUGUGGAGUUGAAGGCGGCUCCCGUCUCCCGUGAAACCGUUUUUGAUAUCUCCAAGGGGAAAAGGGCUUUUAUUGAGGCGGAAGAAGCUGAGGAGCUUUUGAAGCCUUUGAAAGAGCCGGGAAACGCUUACACUAAGAUAUGUUUCAGUAAUAGAAGCUUUGGGAUUGGAGCUGCCCAUAUUGCUGGGACUAUUUUGGCAUGCCUCAAGGGCCAAUUGAAGGAAGUUGACCUGUCGGAUUUUGUGGCCGGGAGACCUGAGAAAGAGGCUCUUGAUGUCAUGACGAUAUUCUCGGAAGCUUUGGAAGGUUGUAAUUUGAAGUCUCUGAACCUUUCAGAUAACGCUUUGGGCGAGAAGGGAGUUAGGGCAUUUGCAAAGCUCCUGCAAUCGCAAAAAGAGUUGGAGGAAUUGUUUCUGAUGAAUGACGGGAUAUCGGAGGAAGCUGCACGAGCCGUUUGUGAAUUGGUGCCUUCCACCGAGAGGCUUAAGGUCCUGCAGUUUCACAAUAAUAUGACGGGAGAUGAAGGAGCCGUGGCUAUUUCUGAAAUUGUGAAGCGUUCUCCAUUGUUGGAGGAUUUUCGAUGCUCUUCGACAAGGGUAGGCUCGGACGGAGGGAAAGCUUUGUCUAAAGCACUCGAGACGUGCACUCAUUUGACGAAGCUUGAUUUGCGGGACAAUAUGUUUGGGGUUGAUGGCGGCGAAGCAUUGAGCAAAGCCCUCACCAAGCAUGAAAAUCUUUCCGAGAUUUACCUGUGCUAUCUAAAUUUCGAGGACGAGGGAGCAAUCGCAAUAGCCAAUGCUCUCAAGGACUCGGCCCCUUCACUUAGAAUCCUCGAGAUGGCUGGGAACGAUAUAACUGCCAAAGGUGCACCCGCUUUAGCUGCAUGUAUAUCCGAAAAGAAGCUUCUCACCAAGCUCAACCUGUCUGAGAAUGAACUCAAGGAUGAUGGUGCGAUCCAGAUUGUGAAGGCUCUGGAAGAAGGUCACGAUCAAUUGAAAGUGGUUGAUAUGAGCAGUAACUCAUUGAGAAGGGCUGGGGCUCGAGUGCUGGCUCAGACUCUGGUGCAUAAACCCGAGUUUGAAUCACUGAAUGUUAACGGGAAUUUCAUCUCCGAUGAAGGCAUUGAUGAGUUGAAAGAUAUCUUCAAGAAAUGCCCUGAAAAGCUUGCAUCUUUGGAGGACAACGACCCCGAGGGCGAAGAUGAUGAUGAUGAGAAGGAAUCCGGGGAUGAGGGUGAUGACAAUGAACUAGAAUCAAAACUCAAAACCCUAGAUGUCAACGAGGAUGAGUAAAUCCCCGCAAAUAUCAGGACCCUAUCCCGACUCUCCAAGAAGCACUAAUGCAAAGUUCCGUUGAGACGAGAUGUUGUUUCCCUAUCGUUAGCCUAGCAUCUUAAAGUUUAUGUAGCUGCUAGCAAAGAUAAAUUUUACCAUUUCAAUUUGUUUGUCAGAUUUGUAGACUCAUCAUUUCUACCAUUUCAAUGUACUAUUGCUUUUAGCUAAAGGCUUAUGUAUUACUCUAUUUAGAAAAACUGAAACUCUACUGAGUAUUUAGCCUUUACCAAUUAUCAUUGGUUUUACUACCAUCUAAGUGCAUGCUUAAUAAUCA
Molecule: messenger RNA, 2137 nt
Organism: Ipomoea nil (Japanese morning glory)
Lineage: Eukaryota; Viridiplantae; Streptophyta; Magnoliopsida; Solanales; Convolvulaceae
Product: RAN GTPase-activating protein 2-like
Exons: 3
Coding region: 133-1821 (562 amino acids)
Molecular function (GO): protein binding; GTPase activator activity
Source: RefSeq, a predicted model, not a curated record